CGCGCAGCGAGGGUCAAUCCCAGCCGUACACCUCAGCAAGCGAGUCGGCUGAGGGGUGGUGGAGAGGCCAGUUGCCUGUGCUGUCCACUCCGGCCUCCAGCCCUUCAGGCCGGCCUAGGUACUCUCUCAGGGCUGCCGGCUUCUGCAGCCUCUUGGCCGUCCGGAGCCAGCUCUUCAGGCCUGGACGCCGGGCCGCGGUGGCGCGGCCAUGGACUUCUCCAAGUUCCUGGCAGAAGACUUCGACGUGAAGGAAUGGAUCAAUGCGGCCUUCAGAGCUGGCCCCAAGGAGGCUGCGGCGGGGAAGGCAGACAGCCACGCAGCCACCCUGGUGAUGAAGCUGCAGCUGUUCAUCCAAGAAGUGAACCACGCCGUGGAGGAAACAAGCCAUCAGGCCCUUCAGAACAUGCCCAAAGUGCUCCGAGAUGUCGAAGCCCUUAAGCAGGAGGCGUCUUUUCUGAAAGAACAAAUGAUUCUUGUCAAGGAGGACAUUAAAAAAUUCGAACAGGACACGUCACAGUCGAUGCAGGUGUUGGUUGAAAUUGACCAGGUGAAGUCCAGGAUGCAGCUCGCUGCGGAAUCGCUGCAAGAGGCAGACAAGUGGAGCACGCUGAGUGCUGACAUCGAGGAGACGUUUAAGACGCAAGACAUAGCUGUGAUUUCUGCCAAGCUAACUGGUAUGCAGAACAGCUUAACGAUGCUCGUUGAUACCCCAGACUACUCAGAAAAAUGCGUCCACUUGGAGGCGUUGAAGAACAGGCUGGAGGCCUUGGCCAGCCCCCAGAUCGUGGCCGCUUUCACCUCGCAGUCCGUAGAUCAGUCCAAAGUGUUUGUCAAGGUUUUUACUGAAAUUGACCGGAUGCCCCAACUGCUUGCAUACUACUACAAGUGCCACAAGGUGCAGCUUCUAGCAGCCUGGCAGGAGCUGUGCCAGACUGACCUACCCCUGGAGCGGCAGCUCACUGGACUCUACGACGCCUUGCUUGGGGCCUGGCACACGCAAAUCCAGUGGGCUUCGCAGGUUUUCAGGAACCCCCACGAGGUGGUGACUGUGUUGCUGAUUCAGACCCUGGGGGCCCUGGUGCCCUCUCUGCCCAUCUGCCUCAGCUCCGGUGUGGAGAGGGCAGGGCCUGAGCUGGAGCUGGUCAAGCUGCUGGAGUUCUACGGCGCCACCGCCCACUUUGCCAAGGGGCUGGAGAUGGCACUGCUCCCCCACCCACAGGAGCACAACCUGGUGAAAGUCACAGAGUUGGUGGAUGCUGUGUAUGGACCAUACAAACCCUACCAGCUGAAGUACGGCGACAUGGAAGAGAAGAACCUUCUCAUCCAGAUCAGUGCGGUGCCUCUGGAACACGGAGAAGUCAUUGACUGUGUGCAGGAGCUGAGCCACUCUGUGAACAAGCUCUUCGGCCUGGCGUCUGCAGCCGUUGACAGAUGCAUCAAAUUCACCAAUGGCCUGGGGACCUGUGGCCUGCUGGCAGCCCUGAAGUCCCUCUUUGCCAAGUAUGUGUCUGAUUUCACUUGUACUCUCCACUCAAUACGAAAGAAGUGCAAGCUGGAUGAUAUUCCCACCAACUCCCUUUUUCAAGAAGAUUGGACAGCUUUUCAGAACUCCAUUAGGAUAAUAGCCACCUGUGGAGAGCUCUUGCGGCAGUGUGGGGACUUUGAGCAACAGCUAGCGAACAGGAUUUUGUCCACGGCUGGGAAGUAUCUCUCGGAUUCCUACAGCCCUCGGAGCCUGACGGGUUUUCAGGAUAGCAUUUUGACAGACAAGAAGAGCUCUGCCAAGAACCCAUGGCAAGAAUAUAAUUACCUCCAGAAGGACAGCCCUGCUGAAUAUGGCAGUUUAAUGGAAAUACUUUAUACCCUCAAGGAAAAAGGGUCGAGUAACCACAACCUGCUGUCGGCAUCUCGAGCGGCCCUGACUCGGCUUAACCAGCAGGCCCAUCAGCUGGCUUUCGAUUCUGUCUUCCUGCGCAUCAAACAGCAGCUGCUCCUCAUUUCCAAGAUGGACAGCUGGAACACAGCUGGCAUUGGAGAGACCCUGACCGAUGACCUGCCCACCUUCAGUCUCACCCCCCUCGAGUACAUCAGCAACGCCUUGUAGCUGAUGUCCCUUGGUCAGCUGAUGAACCCCAGGCGGAUCUCAGAACGCAGCCCAUUCCUGCUCCUCCCCCAGCCCUCUCGGUCGCCGGUGCGGCCAGUACCCAAGGGCAUCAGCGUGUGGUCCCUUGGAGGUGCUGACUUGGGAAGACGGGAAGCAGGUGACUGUGUCUUUUUGGAAGAACCGUGUGUCUGUGGUCCUGAGUUCAAACUGACAAAACAGAUAGAACCUCCUAUGUGCCAGGCCUGUGCUGAGUGCUCUCAUGUUCAGUUGCACAGAAGCAAGUAAAUCUCUUCACAAGAAUUGUAGUUAUAGAGGCUGACUAUAUUAACAAAGAACAGAAUAGCCCUGCAGGGGAGCAAGGGCCCUCGGAGCCCUUCCCCCCCCCUCACCUUUCACCCCUGGGAGUUGACUAUCACCCAGACAUCUGUACCUGGCCUUAACUUUCAUUCCUUCCUGCAGCCUGGCUCCCUUGCUCUGAAAUGUCAGUGUGCAUGAGAAAUACUCUACAGGAGGAAUACACCCCAACUGUGUCUUCCUCACACUGCGGGAGGGUUCUGCAAUUUUCAGGGGGGCUUUUUAUUUAUUUUUU
Messenger RNA from Phacochoerus africanus (Common warthog), 2693 nucleotides. RefSeq names its product component of oligomeric golgi complex 7 (gene COG7). The coding region runs from base 209 to 2104 and encodes 631 amino acids. Lineage: Eukaryota; Metazoa; Chordata; Mammalia; Artiodactyla; Suidae. The transcript has 15 exons. Gene Ontology annotation, biological process: intracellular protein transport; retrograde vesicle-mediated transport, Golgi to endoplasmic reticulum; Golgi organization. Gene Ontology annotation, cellular component: COG complex. The record is from RefSeq and is a predicted model, not a curated record.